Mauremys reevesii (Reeves's turtle) is the source of this 3233-nucleotide messenger RNA. It is a transcript of the gene KCNK3, whose product is annotated as potassium two pore domain channel subfamily K member 3. Gene Ontology annotation, molecular function: potassium ion leak channel activity; open rectifier potassium channel activity. NCBI's taxonomy places the organism in Eukaryota, Metazoa, Chordata, Testudines, Geoemydidae. The transcript has 2 exons. The coding region runs from base 17 to 1192 and encodes 391 amino acids. The record is from RefSeq and is a predicted model, not a curated record. Gene Ontology annotation, cellular component: membrane. Gene Ontology annotation, biological process: stabilization of membrane potential; potassium ion transmembrane transport.
CGGCCGCAGCCGCACCAUGAAGCGGCAGAACGUGCGGACCUUGGCCCUCAUCAUCUGCACCUUCACCUACCUGCUGGUGGGCGCCGCCGUCUUCGACGCGCUGGAGUCGGAGCAGGAGACCUCGGAGCGGCGGCGGCUGGAGGAGAAGCAGCUGGAGCUGAAGAGCAAAUACAACCUGAGCAGCGCCGGCUACAAGGAGCUGGAGUGGGUGGUGCUCAAGCUGAAGCCCCACAAGGCCGGCGUGCAGUGGAAAUUCGCCGGCUCCUUCUACUUCGCCAUCACCGUCAUCACCACCAUCGGGUACGGCCAUGCGGCCCCAAGCACGGAUGGUGGGAAAGUCUUCUGCAUGUUCUACGCUGUGUUGGGGAUCCCACUCACACUCGUCAUGUUCCAGAGCCUGGGUGAGAGGAUCAACACCUUUGUCAAAUACCUUCUGCACCGCAUCAAGAAGUGCCUUGGCAUGAGACGGGCAGAGGUGUCCAUGGCCAACAUGGUCAUCAUUGGGUUCUUCUCCUGCAUCAGCACCCUAUGCAUUGGGGCCGCGGCAUUUUCUUACUACGAGCACUGGAGCUUCUUCCACGCCUACUACUACUGUUUCAUUACCCUCACCACCAUCGGCUUUGGGGACUACGUGGCGCUCCAGAAGGAUGAGGCGCUGCAGACCAAACCCGAGUAUGUGGCCUUCAGCUUCGUCUACAUCCUGACAGGGCUGACCGUCAUUGGGGCCUUCCUCAACCUGGUGGUGCUGCGCUUCAUGACCAUGAAUGCUGAGGACGAGAAGCGGGAUGCUGAGCACCGAGCGCUGCUCACCCACAACGGACAGGCCAGCAGCGUGCACACUACGGACACCACCUCGUCUACCACCGCGGUGGGCGGGUGCGGCGGGGGAGGGGGCGGGGGCGGAUUCCGCAGCGUCUACGCGGAGGUGCUCCACUUCCAGUCCAUGUGCUCGUGUCUGUGGUACAAGAGCCGGGAGAAGCUGCAGUACUCCAUCCCUAUGAUCAUCCCCAGGGACCUGUCCACCUCGGACACGUGUGUGGAGCAGAGUCACUCCUCGCCUAGCCGCUACCCCGACACCCCAUCCAACAGAUGCUUCUGCAACGCCCAGCGCUCGGCCAUCAGCUCCGUCUCCACGGGACUCCACAGCCUCUCGGCCUUGCAGGGCUUCAUGAAGCGCCGCAGCUCUGUGUAACUUCCCCCACCAAUGCACACACAACACUGAGGACCCUUCUUUUUUUAAUAUAGAGAGGAAACUUAUGGAGACCAGCAAAACCAGAUGAAGAAAAACCUUCAGAUUUUAUUCACAUUCAACAGACAAAUACCAAAAGGGACAGCCCGAUAGACUGGGAGUAUGUUGGAUGCACAAAUGUACGUGCAGCCGAGUAUGUCUGUGCAUGGGUAUAUGGACAUAUAUAGAGAGAGAGAGAUACAUGUGUGUAAGCUGGUAAGCUGUCUCUAAUGCUCCUUUCACUGAGAAACUCUUUUGCAUCAUUUUGCAACAACUCCAUGAAAUGUGAAACUUGAAGUGAAUACACAGAUAGCUUUUUCAACAGCCGGCGGAGAGGUGAGCACCUGAAUGGCUCUGGCGCAGGCAGAGCCUUCUCCGUUUGCAUCUCUCUAUUUAUACCUCUCUGGACUGACAGGUGGACCUAGUGUCCUCUUAGCACAUCGCCCUGCCCACACCCUGCCCUAGAUAAAUACAUGGGCUGUGCACCCCGCUGUGCUUGUAACCUCCCCCCUUCACUGUCCUGGUAAGCCAGACGCGCCGGGACGUCAGACACGUUGGGAUUAGCUUUGCAGCUGCAAUGGAGGUUAAGAGGAGCUUGUAAGAGUGUGGACGUGCGUGUGUGUUUGUGCACACUCCCAACUUUGUACCUUCCGUGCAGGUCGGUCAGUUACACACACAAAAGAUUCCCAGCCGAAGAAGCAAGCAGAACUCAAGAUAUGUCCUCGGGGGCCUUGGACAGGGGUCUUCUUCGCGUUUCCAUCGCCUCCUCCCCAGGAUCUUCGCCGUGUUUCUCUAAAAGAUGCACUUCCAGUUUCCUAGCAUUGGCCGCCUACCGGCUCACACUGUAAUGUCUGCCGCUUCACAUCACGCCAUGACGUUGGCGCUUGGCUGCAUCGUCGUUACAUGUCAUGACGUCAAUGGCGUUGUGACGUGACACCCAACAUAGUCCUUCUGUAAUCCCAUGGGCUGGUCUCAAAUCCCACGGGACGCAGGACUCUGCUGCAACCUGCGGGGAGGUCUGGCAACAUCCAUCUGCGCCGGGGACGAGUCCCUGCUCUUAGGCCAGCUGGAAAGGAUUGUAUGUUUUCUACUGGUGGAUCAAAGUCAGAGGUGAUAGAAACACUGGUACCAUUGACACAUUGAUAAGGCCGAGUGGGUUGUAACUUACAUGCCAUAGGGGGAGACUUAGUUGAUUCGAUGUUUCCAACUAGAAUGGCUGUUUUUCUGGCUGCCACCCUUCCACCCUAUCCCGGGUAAGUCACAUCAACUCACUCCCACUUCUUGAUGGUUCCCACCUCUGACUUUCGGAUCUAAGAGCAUUAGUAGCCAAGGCCCAUCUGCUCAUUCUUUCUCCAACAUUGUUCCUGCCCCUCGACAUCAUUUGCUAACAUCAAUUCAGAAAAAAAAAAGGGGGGGGGGAUUCCAGGGCAGCAAAGCAUCCUGGUUAAAAGUCGCAGCUGCAUCACCAAGCAAAUCAGGCUAAGAGGGUCUUAGGCAGAAGCUUUUUAGAUUCCUAUGCACGUGAUCCUGCCACCGCGUCUGAGACAACAAGCUGGGUGUCACGUAGGCAGCUCUCCGAUCCAGGCAGGGCUGGGAUGGAAAUCAGAUCUGGGCCAGGAGGGCUCCUUUUUUAACUGUUUCUUAUUCAUCAAACCACGGGUUUGUGGCUUCAUCUAGAUCACAGCUGAGAGGAGGUUGAAAGCUGCAACAGCUCCUUGAAGAUGAGGAGAUAGGUACCUCCUCUUGCAUUUGGGUCAGCACCCCCUAAACCAAACCAGUGCAUCCAUCCAUGUCAGGAAAGCUUAGAGACUCCCUAGCCAGUGCAAGACUAGCCUGGGAAAUAAAAGCCACUGACCCCGUCUGUUUAUUAUUUAAUAUAAACCUGUUGUGUUCUGAACAAGGGUGUGUCUGCUCUGUCGCUGACCGUGUCUGAGUCUCUUCCAUGGUAAGCAAUAAUGAAAUGGGAGUGGGUGUUGUGGACAAGUUUCUGUAUCUAGCCAUUUAC